Messenger RNA from Mercurialis annua (annual mercury), 474 nucleotides. RefSeq lists its product as uncharacterized. The record is from RefSeq and is a predicted model, not a curated record. The coding region runs from base 1 to 474 and encodes 157 amino acids. NCBI's taxonomy places the organism in Eukaryota, Viridiplantae, Streptophyta, Magnoliopsida, Malpighiales, Euphorbiaceae. The transcript is spliced from 3 exons.
AUGAAGCUGCUUAGAUGGGAAGAGAGUAACAGUAGGCAAAAGUCCAGAGCUUUAUGGAUCAAUUUAGGGGACCAAAACACAAAGUAUUUUCAUAAUUGUAUCAGACAAAGGCAAGGUAGAAAGAAUAUAGUUACUCUCAAAUGCAAUAAUGGGAGUAUCACUAAUGAGCCUGAAAUGAUUAAAACUGAAAUCAUUAGUCUUUAUCAGAACUUUCUAGGGUUUGCUAAUAUGCACAGAACUCAUGUUGAUCCUAUUAUCUUUAAUGAUGGUUAUGUUCUAAUAGAGGAAGAUAUUAUCUUGCCUAACAAGCCAGUUACUCCUGAUGAGAUAAAAGAAAAGUGCUGGGGAAUUGUGGGAGCUGAAGUCUCAAAAGCUAUUUUUGAGUUUUUCAACCAUGGAUUUACGAUGAAGCAAAUAAAUUCAACUACUAUAACUCUUGUGCUUAAGGUGCUAAUAAGCACCCAUGGCCUCUGA